Molecule: messenger RNA, 2112 nt
Organism: Python bivittatus (Burmese python)
Lineage: Eukaryota; Metazoa; Chordata; Lepidosauria; Squamata; Pythonidae
Source: RefSeq, a predicted model, not a curated record
AUGAAGACCAAAUGUUUUCGUGGGAAAAAAGUCCAUGGAGAAUAUGACAUCAGAGUUGAACAGGCACAAUUUUCAGAGGUCAAUUUGAUAGCUCAUGCUGAUGGGAAUUACUCUGUAAAUGUACAAGCUUUUCGAAAUGGCACUAAAGUUGCCAGGUCAUUCAAGCCUGACUUUGUUCUUGUCCGGCAACACUCAUUCAGCAUGGCCGAAAAUGAAGAUUUUCGUAAUUUAAUUAUUGGAAUGCAUUAUGCGAGCAUCCCAAGUGUUAACUCUCUAGAGUCAAUCUACAACUUCUGUGACAAGCCCUGGGUAUUUGCCCAAUUGGUGUCCAUCUAUAGAACCCUGGGACCAGAGAAGUUUCCUCUGAUUGAACAAACCUUUUAUCCAAAUCACAAGGAAAUGCUGACAUUGCCAACAUUUCCUGUUGUUGUGAAGAUUGGACAUGCUCAUUCAGGCAUGGGAAAGGUCAAGGUAGACAACCAUUAUGAUUUUCAGGAUAUAGCCAGUGUGGUAGCACUUACCCAGACCUAUGCUACCACUGAGCCCUACAUAGACUCCAAAUAUGACAUCAGGAUCCAAAAGAUUGGAAACAACUAUAAAGCUUACAUGAGGACUUCUAUAUCCGGAAACUGGAAGACAAACACUGGAUCUGCAAUGUUAGAACAAAUUGCCAUGACAGAUAGAUACAAGCUCUGGAUCGACAGCUGCUCUGAGAUGUUUGGUGGCCUGGACAUAUGCGCUGUCAAAGCAGUUCAUGGGAAGGAUGGGAAGGAUUAUAUCUUUGAGGUUAUGGAUUCUGCAAUGCCUUUGAUUGGUGAGCAUCAGGUUGAAGACAAACAGCUUAUAAUUGAGCUUGUCAUAAGCAGAAUGAACCAACUUUUGUCUAAAACACCUAUACCAUCUCCUCAGAAACCAACUGCUACUCAGCAGCCUCAGAGUGGGUCGGCUAAGGAGCCAGAAUCAAAUAAAGUCCCAUCCCAGCGACCACCUCCUCAAGGGGGCCCAGUGCAACCCCAAGGAAUGCAAUCCCAAAGCCAGGAGCCAUUGCAACCACCACAAGGGUUCCCUCCGGGGCAUUCAGCAAAGCCCUCCGGUUCUCUGCCUCCACGUCCACCUGGCCCUGCAACUCAGCCACCACGUGCCCAGGCCUCAGGCCCUUCAAGUGCCGGGCCUCCAGCAGACACGAAGACUGAGCCCUCGCCAGCCUCGGCCCAGAAGCCUCAGUCACAUCCUCAACUGAACAAAUCACAAUCUCUGACAAAUGCCUUCAACUUCACGGAGUCAUCAUUCUUCCGAUCAUCUGUGAAUGAGGAUGAAGCAAAAGCUGAAACCAUCCGAAACUUAAGAAAAUCUUUUGCCAGCCUCUUUUCAGAUUAGCCAUGGCAUAACUUGGUUUUGUAUAUCCAUCAAAUGUGUGAAAGUCUCUUGUGAAUAUCAUUUCACAAACACAAUUUCUUUAUGAAUGACCCUCCUUUGCUGUCUCAGCUGUUGUAUUAAGCAAUAUGUUAUGCUCUUUUUAAAAAGGGACUAUAAUGCGUUAACACUUCAGGUAUCUAAAAAACGCCACUUUAAAAAAAGCCAAGAGGAAAAGCUAUACAGCCGAAUGCUUGCAGUCCUCAUUAACUGUGAUAUCGUGGCCUUACCGCCAAAUGCACUUGAUCACCCCAUUGGACGCUCCAUUGUGAAGUCAUCAGAGCAACACACCAUUAAGUUGCAAGUCUUCCCUUUGCCGCAGUUUUCUCUAGUACUCAGCUGCAUGUCUGUUUCUUUAAGGUACUUUCUUCCGCAAAGGUACUUCUUUGAGACUCACUUUCUUGCCCUCCGAUCUUUAGGAUGCAGUUUCAUAAUUGUAUUCUUGUUAAUCGUCUUUCGCCUUGUUAGAAACUUUAGGAAGCUUUCCAUCAGCUAAAUGCAGUUUUCCAAUAUGCUUUAAGAGCAAACUCUAGAAUGAACCAAUGUUAGAGCCCCGUGUGUGUCUAUAUUAUUCUAUCCUCAUAUAUUUGUUGUGAAAUUAUUUGCAGCCUGUUAAUAGUGACUUUUGCUUUGUGAAGUGUCAUGCAUGCCUUCAUGUCACCAUAGUUCCAUAUUACAUUCUAAUAAAUGCAAAGCUGU